Molecule: messenger RNA, 357 nt
Organism: Danaus chrysippus (African queen)
Lineage: Eukaryota; Metazoa; Arthropoda; Insecta; Lepidoptera; Nymphalidae
Source: the annotation of a GenBank genome assembly
AUGUCUGACUAUAUUUUGAACAGACUACAACAAAAUAAUCCCAAUGUCACAUAUUAUGAUUUAGUUUAUAACGAGGCGCUAACUAAGAUUCAAGACCAAGUGAUGGCUAGAUUUGGGAAGACAUUAUCAGAUUUUGGAAUGAACCGGCCACAAGGAAUCGGAGAAGUCAUUAGUGAUUUAAUAAGAGAACUGGACAUCAAUGUCUCUUCUUUACAGCAGCAAAUAUCAGAGUCUGUUCCUCGAUUGAACACGGAACAAAAAUUAGUUUAUGAUAUUGUUGUGCAAAGAAUCGAUAAUGGUGAGGGUGGAUUGGUUUUCUUAGAUGCGCCAGGAGGCACUAGGAAAACUAUUCAAUAA